AUGCGGGGCAAAGUGGUCUCCCGCUCCGGCGACGCCGCCCCUUCCGCCUCCGCCUCCGCCUCCUCCUCGCUGACCACGCCCCUCCUCCAAUCUCCCACGCAUCCAAACCACUCUCUUCCCUCUCCCACCCCCACCUCCUGCGCCUGCGAGGAGCGAUUCGUCGAGGAACCGCUGAGCAAGGCCAUAGACGCGUGCUAUAUAUGGUGUCUCUGUUUCUCUCUCGUGCUCGAUCCCGAUCCACCCCCUUCUCUCGGCACGGCGCAUGCGGGAAAGCUCGCUGCUGCGGUGGGCCUUGACGGCGGCGAGCAGGGAGCCGACGAGGUAGACCACAAGGGCCGUCAUGGGCUCCACCUGCGCCCUCUUGCCGGCGGACUGCUGGUCGCCUCGGCCUCCCGCAGCAUCUCCGACUGGCACAAGCUGCAGGUCCUGGGUGAGCCCGGAGAAGAAGCUGAUUGUCGAGUGCCAGGUGGCUGGCCUGGGGGUGCUCACCAAUGCCUACAACUUCUACUAGCUCCCAAGAGCGCAUCCACAUCCCGGAGUAGAAGCUGGUUCACGAGUGCCAGGCGGUUGACCAGGUGGUGCUCACCAACGCCUACUGCUCCUAAUGUCUGCGAAGAGCUUAUCCACAUGCAAGGCAGUCCGGCGUCCCGCCCCCCAAGAUGCGGGUCUGCAUGUUCGGUGAUGCCAAGCAUGUGGGGGAAGUAUGUGCCGUUUACUGCUGCAUCACAACCUUCAUGUCUGGCUAGUGGCUACUAUGGCGCUUGAUGGACUACCUCCUCACCCACUACCUUGGCUUCGUACACAGCAUGAUGACAAUGGUUUUGCUGCAACCGUGGCGGUGGUGACUGCCCCUUGGUUCUGGGAGGAGGGUGUAGGACCUGCAGCCACCGUGAAGUUUGAUAUUGCGGAGGAGGGCGAGAAGAUUGGUGAAUGGAGCUUGUAGCACCGCUUUGUCGAAAUUGGGUUGCUGCUGGAUGCGAUAGAUUUCUGGUGGUGUGGACGGGUGCUUGGUGGAUCAGUUCUGGCGAGUGUUUGUUGUACAAUCUUGCCACUUUGUUGGUUUAUAUGAUCUUUGCUUUGCAGGACAGCACCCACCCAUAUAACUUGUGUGGAAGUGUGGACUUUGAUGGUGAUUCGGCUGUGGUAGUACCAGUUUGUGCUGUAGGGGCGUUGCCCAUACUUCAUGUUGCUGUUUGGUGUCAGUCGAAUGUAAACUGUUGAGUUUGUAAGCAGGGUGUCAUAAAUUUUGGAUUGUAUACUGAGUUUGUCAAUGUCAACAAGUAGGGACGGAUUGGCUGGCUGAACCUUGCUUCCCCAUGAAUGAAUGUCUGUUUUUUUGGUUA
Messenger RNA from Triticum dicoccoides, 1343 nucleotides. RefSeq lists its product as uncharacterized. The transcript has 7 exons. The record is from RefSeq and is a predicted model, not a curated record. Lineage: Eukaryota; Viridiplantae; Streptophyta; Magnoliopsida; Poales; Poaceae. The coding region runs from base 1 to 765 and encodes 254 amino acids.